ACAGCUAAACGUGCAAAAAAAAUUGAACGUAAAAGACGUCAUAUGCAUGAAAUACUAUAUUAUGCACAUUUUUCAUCAUGGAGAAGACAUUUGCAUAAUAUUUGUAAUAGUAAAUAUUUCGAUUUAAUUAUUACUGCUGUUAGUGGUCUUAAUGUUGUUACUAUGUCAUUAGAAUUUUAUUUAAUCCAACCGAUUAUUGCUCUUGGAACAUUACGUUAUUUUAAAGACAAGGUCUUUUAUUUAUUUUUUCUUCUUUUCCUCAUAUUUACUGCACUUGGUGUUGAAUUAUUUGGAAAAUUAGAAUGUAGUGAAGAACGUUCAUGUACUGGACUUGAUAAACAUGCACAUUUUAAGGAUUUUGGUAUGGCUCUUUUAACAUUAUUUCGUAUUGCAACUGAUGAUAAUUGGAAAGGAAUAAUGAAAGUAACUCUUAGUCUUUUUCUUUAA
This is a messenger RNA of Rotaria sp. Silwood1, 447 nucleotides long. The record is from the annotation of a GenBank genome assembly. NCBI's taxonomy places the organism in Eukaryota, Metazoa, Rotifera, Eurotatoria, Philodinida, Philodinidae.